CUCUCCGCUCCCUCCACUCUGUCUGACAGAGAAACGCUCGGAUGGUGAGCAGCUUCAGCCUGAGGAAACUCAACUUCAGCGCUCUCUAACAGGUCAGUUUGUUACUAUUUUAAUAUAUUUCCUCAGUUCAUUCAAAGUUAUUAUUAGUAUUAAAAAUAAACAUCAUCCUGCUUUUUGCUGCACUGACGACCUUUCGAGUUUUGUACUCAUCUAACACGCUACAACAUCACACCCACAAACGGCUGCAAGUGUGUUUGACAUUUAGCCUGUGGUUUAAUUAAAGCUGGGUGGUUUCUGUUUUAGUGGCAGCAGGUUUUCUUUUGAGACUCAACAUAUUAGCACGGUAUUGUUAUUAGCUUGUUUGUCAACACUGCAGAGUUAAACUGUCUUGUAAAUUAGUCACAAAGGGACAAUUGCAGCUGUGAAACGUACACAAACUGGGCGUCAAUUCACACAUUCAACUCACAGGCUACUACCAAUCAUAGACUAAAAUAUGCAACCAAGUCACUUAAGGCACAGACUUUGUUUAAAAUCAUCAGAUAUUUAUCCACACACCUCAGCAUGCUUUCACAGGUGACUUUUUGGAGGUUCUGUCAAAGUUUGUCAUGGCAGUGAACAUUUAAAACUACACCAGUAAAUCUUUAUUUCAAAACCUCAAACAUCUACUGAAGAUCCGGUCAUUGGUGCUCAGGUGGGAAUGGCCAUCCCUCUCUGCUGUAGCCGUCAUUACUACCACUAAAUGUACUGUGCAAGUCUACGUGACGUCUGAUCUCUGUGUAGGCGGUUACCAAACCUAGCUGAACAUACAAACAACAUUGAGAAUAACACAAACAGUUUAUUGUCUGUCUGAAACACGUCGUUUUUGCGCUGCUUUUCCCCUGAUAUGAAGAUAGACGUUGCUUGAGGGUGUUACUUUUUACACAGCUUUGUUGGCAUGGAACAGUCAGUGUUUCCCCAUUCCAGUUAUUCGAAUUAAAUCGAAUCGAAUUAAAUCAAAUUAUUCACGUGAACGUGUCCUCCUCCCCAAAACUAGGGGGCGAUAUGGGUCUUUUCAGCUGCGCCAUUUCCGACCCCAUACAAAUGUCAACAACAACAGCAACCAGACGUCAGAAAUGGCUACAACUGUUGCUGGGCAUUUUUUAACAAGAGGAUGGAGCAUCGUACAGCGUUGUUUUUUUCGUACGCGCUACUUUUUCUGCAGAUGAGAUGCACGCUACUUCUCUUCCCUGGUGUUUUUGUUCCGGGGUUACGGGGGCGAGAACUCUGAUUAUAGCCGGACUAAGGUGUUUACAUGCACUUCAGUUGUCCGGUCUUAAUAGGAGUAUGGCAAUUAUUCAGUUUUCUCGAGUGUCAUGUAUUCAUACUGAGUGUUGUCAUGCCUUUACAGAAAACUUCUCAAGCUAGCCGUUGCUGCCUAUGCCCGUGAUACGCUUGCUUUUGUUACAUUAGCUGUAAUUUUAACUACAGUUUUUGGUAGAUGGAAGAUGUCCAGCUACCACUGGUGUUUGUUCACAAAGAGGUCAUCAGUGAAGUGGCGUUAAGAUGUGCCUAUAUUUGUCCUGAAAACAUAAAAACUCCCCACUGCUAGUAGCUGCAAUUUUCCGAAACCUGCUGAAUCAACAAAGUGUGAUCUUAAUGAAUGGCAGAGCCUGACGUUGACCUCAGGCCAAGUCUCGCAAAGUUCUCUGAAGGAAGCCAGAAAAUAUGAUCCAUGUUUUGAAACUUCGCAGAGACUCGACAUUGACAUUCAACACUGUAGUCUUGUGUAUGGAUUAAUGCUGUGUUCCAGUUGUACUCAGAAGUCGGAAAUUCAUCUGAAACGCCUCCCUGAUGUUGGAUUUCAGACUCAGAAAGUCGGACGAUCCUCGCCAACCCCGACUUGACGACGACAUCAUAAUUCAAGAUGGCGGCGCAGUGCAUCAACAGUAAAGAGUGACAGUGAAAGCUCUUGUUUAUUAGCACUUCUGUUUUGUUUUUGUGAAAUUAAAUAAGUGGCAUAUGUUGUACUGCCCAACGUCUAACUGUGAACACAGUGCUAUGGUGUUUGUAGAGUAAAAUACUGUGUUGUGCGUUGUGUACAACUGGUAUUGCUAACAACAGCUGACAAUGGCUAACGACAGCUGAUAAUUGUAAACAACAGCUAACAACGGCUAACUGUAAGCGUCCACCUUGGUUUUCCGACUUGUUAACUGGAUCGCCGUCAACUCGGGUGUAACGUCAUUCCCAGCUCCGACUUUCGAAGUAACUGGAAGGUAACAUUAGAUACAGAUCAGUAUAGGUAUCUGUAUUCAAAUCAACCUGAAACAAUUAUAUUCCCUCUCAUUUUUACGCCCCUGCUGCUUCUUAAGUUUCAUUAUAUUGGUGAUUUAUGCGGUAAAAACAUCCCUCUGAAUGAAGCUCUGUCUUGGAUGCGGUGUUAACUAACAGUCUCACUAUAAUCCAGUGAUGUAAGCCGUCAGCGCUCACGUCCAUUCCUGUUCUCUCUUUGAAUGAAUGACCACUUCAGGGACACUUACAGAGUGUCUGAGCAGCUCGAUUCAAAGGUUUCUGUCACACGCAUAGACCUCCUGUCAAUAACAACAAAGACCCGUCCUCUCUGGGCUACUUCAGAAAGCUUAAAACACACACACUUACACACACCAGCAGUUGGCUUUGAUGGUGCUCGGUACAGAGGGUCAGGUGGGAGGCUCAAUCGACUCUACCGCCCUCCUCCUCAUGAAAGGUUUCAGAAAGGUCUGGCGUUGGCACUCAGGUACUCGACCUUCCUAUGACUCUGUUUGAGGAUGGGUGGGAUGGCAUUUGAGCGCCCAUGGGUGGUGUCAAUAAAGUGAAUCUGUUGCCUCAGAUGGUGCCCUGAUGCCUGCACACAUAAAAGUCUGAGCUCAGAGACAACAGCACACUAUGAUGAAGUGUUUACUCUGCGUUGGGACAGAUAAAGAGAUUUGACGGCUCCUGUGUUGAAAGAACACAGAAGCUGCUGUUCGCGUCCUCAUGUGUAGAAAAGCACAUAAGACCCCAUCAGCUGCUGUUAAUCUGCUGCUUUGGUUAAAAGUAGUUAUCAGAGGUUUAAGAGUAGAAAGUUCAGCAGCUUGUUUUAACAAUGACCGCUGUGUUGGUGCUGUUUAAAUCCUCUUAUGUCCAGAGUGCUGUUAUUUCAUGAAAAAGAAAGAGGGCAUACACCGAGGAAUUCCACAAAGACGUCACAGGCUUCACACUUUACGUAACAUCCACUCUGUUCGAACCUGUGCUGCUCCUGUUUAAUAUCACCUUUAAAAGAUCAAGUGAUACUCUAUAUGAGAUCAAACUCUGGGAGUUUCCGAAGCGUCACAUAUUACCGUAGAAGUGGUCAGUGUUAAAAAAGGCAUUCACCUCAAACCUGCAAUCUUAACUCCUAUAAAUUUGAAUAAAAAAAUCCAAAAAACUGAUUUUAAAGUUUGUUUAAAUUUCACCAGUCUACACAUGAUUUAAAAAGGAUGAGGGCCGCUAACAAAAUACUAGGGUGAAUUCUAAUUUUUGACCCCAAUUUUUUCCCAUAAUUAAAAAAAAUUAAAGACAUAAUUUAGACUCAGAAUCAGAAAUACUUUAAUAAUCCCCAGGGGGAAAAUAGCUUUUCGUUACAGUAACUCCAGUGCAAAUAAAGUAGAAAGAGGAGAUACAUAAUGGAUAAAAUAAGUAAAAAUAAAGAGAUAGAUAAAUUAAGUAAAAUAUGUAAAAAUAAGAGAUAAUAUACAAGUAUUUACACUAAAUACAACACAAAAUAGUAAGAUAGUAUGCAUAUUUCUUUCUUUUUUCCCACAGAAUGCUGACUUAAAAAAUGUUAAUUUUCAGUAAAAAUCUGUGACUCUGAAUAAUGUCAGACUUCUGAAAUUUAAGUCAGAAUUUUGAGUUCUGGGUCUAACUUAUGACUCGAAAAAUGGAAAUGCUUUUUCUGGGUUAAAGUCAAAAUUCUUACUUCUUCUCAAAAUUCUGGAUUUUUUCUUAAACUCUGACCUUAAACUCAGAAUCAGACUCAAAAUUUAAAGUCAGAAUUCUGAUGUGAGAGGUCAGAGUAAUAAAUCUUCAUUUUUAGUUACCUUUAUCCUCAUACAUGGGUUAAUCAAUGCUUUCAGAAAGCUGCUGGUCUCAUGGAGCAGGUGGAUUUUACAGUCGGUCACUAUGUUGGUCUGUGUUGGCUGGAUACGCUGGUGUUUUGGACCGCUCCCUUCUCUCUGUCGUGAUUACUCUCUUGGUUGUCUCACGAUGCCAUAGGUCAUUAUUUUGGUAUCCAUACCCAUGAGGGAGCCAUUAAGCGUAACGGCCAAGUUGGAAUCAGUUCUGAUCUGGAACCAGUUUCACUCGCCAUUCCUACUUCGUGCAGCUGUAGCUAUGGCAUGGCGUUGACACAGAAACAGAAACCAGAAACCACACUUCACAGCCAACCUUUAGUGGACACUCCAGGAAUUGCAGUUUUUUGGACUUCUGGAUUGGCUUUUUACUUUCUUCAUCAAACUCUCUUUGAGCCUCACUUCUGAGUAGUAUGGGCAGCAAAGAUGAAUCAAUAUAAAUCAACAUCAUCAAGCCUUAAAGUAUUUUUGAGGUUCACCUACAUAAAAACGAAAGAAUGACGCUCUCUCCUCCCACUCUGCGCACUGUAAGCUUGUUAUUUGCUCUGUGAAACUUGGGCUGAGUGGGUAUGAUCUCCCUAGAGAAGAAAGGCCUAAAGCUUUAUGGCACAGCUUUCUGGCAGGGAGUCUGGAAGGCAAACUUCUCCUGUUGCCAUUCUUAGCUUGUUUGUUUUUCCAGUACAAAAUUAUGGUAGAGGUAGAGAGACAGAGGAGGACAUUCACAGAAGAGAAACGGUGGCUGCAUUAGACAUCUGAAACUGGAUUUGAAAUGGUUUCAGUUUUGAGAUUAGGGCUUUUAUAGUUUUUAUGUUUAUACCUGAAGAGUGUUUUUAAUAUUUUAGCAUGUUGGUUGCAUCCAUGUUAGAGAUGAAGAAUGGUGGAGGUUUGUUUUCUGAGAAGACACUGACAAACAGUGGGGAAAGUGUUUGCGGACAGAAUUUUUUGAAAGGGAAUAGGAGUGCCUGGGUAUUGGUUUUAAUUGAUUUUCCAUUACCGGAAAACUAAUCAAUUAUUUACUGACUAAAACAAAUUAAUCUCACACUCACUGAAGUAAAAGUUGAUCCUACCAUAAUGGCGUUUCCAACUAUUUUCUUGGGAUGGCCCGAUCCAAUGUUGAUAUUGGAUAUUAGUCUGAUAUCUGCAAAAAACGAAUAUCAGAAUAUAUCGGCCUGCAUCUAAAAACUCUUAUAUCAGCACUCUGAUACAAGCAGUCCAUUCCAGACUCUGCUUCAGCACCUCUAUCUAGCAUCACCCGGACCCGGAUGUAGAGCCCACGUGACCACAACAACAGUGUGUACUAAAGGUACUAACAAAGUAGCAAGGGGUAGGAGUGAUGUCUGCCAUGUGGCAGCAACAACAUGCAAUCUGAUUGGUCAGAAGUGGACACACAGUAUGCGAAACUUUAGAAAAAUCAACUGCGAUCCGAAAAAAUAAAUGCCGCAAUAUCGCAGGACGGGAAAACAUCGCUGAUGUGAACGCUUGUAUUGACAGGAUACGGGUUCGAAAAAAAAAUUGACAUCCGAAAUUCUCGCACGACAAAAAUGGUCCCGGUGUGAAAGGACCUUAAGUCCGAAAAAGACAUUGCAGCUGAGUGCAAAACUUGUCUUGCACAAUUUAGUGCCAAUAUCAGAUCAAUAUCUGUAUUGGCCAGUACUAAAAGCUACAAUAUCGGUUUCAUAUUGGAAGUAAAAAGGUUGUAUCAGGACACCCCGACUAUUUUCUCCAAAGAGAGGAGACACACCAGUGAAACUAAACCGUGUCCACACUGUAACUGUGUGACAGGUUACCGCCUAAACACCACCUCCUGUUUGUGUUUUUGAGUGUGGCUAAAUCAAAAGUCAUCCUCUAACCGAAGUGUUUUUAUGUUAUCCACAUUAAUUACAUCAUACACACAUGCGUGUUGUAAUCCAAUCCUAAUCUUUGACGUAGAGAAGUGUGUCUCAACAUUACAUCUGCUAUUAUUUUACAAUGUUAAGCACGUGCUCUCGACGCCUUUUCUGGUUGUACAAGAUGAUGUAAACUUUGCUGAAAGACACAAUAAGUAGAUUGUGGAUGGAAUAAACUACAAGAGCUCUGUGGUUUAUGGUCAAGAUAAGAGUGUCUGUCUAUCACCUUUGAAAUAAACAGAAACAAACCUAAAAACUGACCUGGGAAAUAUUCAACUAUAAAACCACUUUGCAUGUCUUUAUUAAACCACAUGAUCAUGGUUUCUGAUAACUUCUGUUCAGUUCAUCAUCAAAUUUCUUUAUUCUGCCCGCUUUCUAAUUUUAAUCUAGAGCAGUCGUGUUCUGUGUUUGUCUCAGUUUUUCACCGGCGAAGCUUCAAAUGAAAAAUAAAACCGCCCAGAGACAGGAAGUGUGGUUACAUCGUCGUAACUUAAGCUCCGGAAGUUUUACUCCCACUGGCUCUGCAUGAAGGCAACAGCUUCACGGGUUCAGUCUGCACAGGGGGCUGCAGCUCUGCAGGAUUUACGUUUGAAUCUGUGCUUUAGUGGAGGUUAGUGUGGGUGAGAAGUACAAAUUAUGCACAAUAAUGUUGAUGUUUAUAUGCAGUUGAAGACAUGAAUGCAAUUGAAAAGGAAUUAUUAGGGGUAAUGACAUGUAAUGGAAUAAAAUUACACGAUACAACAUGAUUUUUUAAACAGGGAAGAAAUGAUACUGCACUGUUUCAUACAAUAUUGUGUGGUAUAGUAUAAUUGUCAUAUUGUGUCGUAUCUUAUUGCAUUAUAUCAUUGCAGUGUUUUAUUUUAUUGGUUUCAAAUUAUAUCAUAUGGUAUGGCAUUGUAUCGUGCCUGUUAUAUUGUGUUUUAUUUCAGCAUAUCACAUUUUAUCAUGCUUGUAGCAACUGAUUUCCUGCAACAACAAAAAAGCCGCUGGGGUUUAGGUUUGUUUGCGUCUGUGACCCGUUUGAAUGAUCAGUCCAGUUUGCGUGUUUAAAAAUGAUUUAUUGUUCAAAAAAGAGGAAAAACACGCUGAUCCAGGUCCAAAUCCUUUGCCUUCAAAUGAAAAAAGUGAUACGCUGAAAUGAGGUUAAAACAGGAUGAAUGUAACGAUGAAAAACGAUGAAAAACAAUGAAAAACAGAAAAUUUAGUUUACCACACCCCCUUGUCUGACAACACCAGUGAGAUUUAAACAACCCGCCCAACAUCCGAAAAACCACACCCCUCAGUGACGAUCCCCGGAAGUGACGUACCUUUAAAUCAUGUGCUGAGCAAAUAUAUUUUGGCUCUAACAAUGCUGUAUUCUACUCUAUUGUUCAGCAUAAUAUUUGAAUUUGUAUUAAAUAAGUCAUGAUCAGUUUUUUUAAUCGUAUUUUUUUAACAGUGAAGAAAAUGCAUGAAGCAGAAUCUUAAUUUAACACUCUUGCAUAUUCUCAUAAUCUGUAAUACCUCAUCUGAGCAGUUACAUAAGUCAGUUAACCACAAUAAAAGGACGACACUGUUGACUUUGAGCCAUAAACAGAAAAGAUGAUUUUAGUAAAUAAACAUGUGUGAAGUAAACACCUCAUAGAUUUUUUUCAUUUGGAACUUGAGAACAACAUUUCUGUUUCUUGAACUUUUUACCUUUUUGGAUUUUUAGUUAACUCUCACUUCUGUGAGCGGAGUGGAUACAGGCGUUGUGAGAGUUCAUCUGCUACAGGAACACUGCGCCCACGUUGGUGUUUUUCUUCUUUGUGAUUGUAAUUUGUUGGAGUAUCUCUGAAUGUUCUGUACGCAUAAAUCCUGCACAACCUACAGGUUACUUAUAUAAUGUAAAUCAUGUUAAAGACGGCGUAGUUUUUUAUUCAUACAGAUGAAUUUAAACAGGAUUAUGCAAUCAGGGACCACCUACAGUCAGACUGCAGCCGCCCCCUGCUGCCUGUGUGUUUGCACAGCAAUAUUUCCUCAAGUAUAAUGCAACGUUAUGACAUCAUGAUUGGUAUGUCAACAUCAGGAUGCAAAAGACACGAGUCUUGGGUUUAUGGCGCAGAAGAAUGAAUGUUGUGGCUGUUCUGGUGGUUAUUUUAAAUCAAUUUAAACAGGAUUAUGCAAAUAACGAUCUCCCACGACUGGCUGUGGGAGGUCUGUUUUCAUGGUGUUUAUAUAAAAUAUUGAUCAGUGCAGCUUUAACCUACAGAGCAGUACAAUUAUAUAUGCACCAGUACUGACCUGUAGACUACCUAAAACUGAAAUAAAGCACAUAGAAAACAAACGCUCUUCUUUUAAAUUGCUAUUUUUGGUUAUUUGAGAUCCAAACUUUAUUAUAUCUAAAACUUAAUCCUUCAGUUUUUGGAUUUUAGAUGCUUAAUGUUGCACCAGAGCUCACACAGCUGAUCCACCAGCUGUACUUUUUAUGCGUCUAUGUCUGUCUGAUCACAAGACCCCGCUGACUCAGGGUCAGCUGAGUUUACAGUAAAGAAGGUGACUUCUGCCUGCUUCCCAUAAUGACGCCAACAAGUACGGUGGACUGCGGCCGUGAUCUGCGUUUAGUAUUUCAGCUCUAUUAAUAGUCUCCUCCUCCUGGCCUCCUCUCCAACACUGUGAGUGACACACACUCACAUACACAAACGCACAGAAAAUCACACACACAGCUCCUCAGCUGGACUCAAAUAUCAUAUCGACCGUCACCAAGUUCAAGACCGAGCCGCAAAAACUGCUGCAGUGAAGGCAGCAGGAGUGCAGUUAUUUAUCACACUUGGUGAUAAACGGUCGGUGUGAGUUUUGAGAAAUGAUUGUUUUUUUUUAUGGAGGUGCUGAAAGGCUCUGCCAAACGUGACAGCUGGUGUUUACAAGUCCUGAAGGUAUGAGUGGUUUCAUUUGUGUUGCAUUUAGGUUCAGAGUGUUUUUAUUUACUUGCUUUGGGACGUUUUUUUUCUCUUUAAACAAAGCGCCUCUAGUAUUUUGCCAAAUUGAUGCUUCUGAAAAAGGUUGUUUUGAAGAGGAGGCUCUAAAGUUGUAAGUUUGCAGGAGAAAAUAAAGACUUUUGUGGUUAAGUUGUCAAAAGUGAUGAAACACCUCUUGCUCUCCGUCUCUGUCUCUUCCUUUCAGGUUGUUUAAAACGUCAGGGGCGGAAAAUAUCAACACCUCCUCCUCCUCCACCUCCUCCUCCCCCACUGCUUUGCCAGCCUCUUUUUCCUCUGGAGGAAAAGGGCCAGUCGUGGUUUGCUGCAGAGGAGGAAAGGUGGCUGACACUGAAGCACUGCUGAAAAUCUGACUCAAAUCAGAAGACACUAUUGAAGGGUUUCCCUGGAGGCUUUUGUUGGAUAUUUGCGCUGAAUUCAGGGUGAAAAAUCUGCAGUCAUGUCGCCUUUUCUACGGAUCGGAUUCUCCAAGUUUGAGAUGGACCCUGGUUUGGCGUACCAUGAGGAGGUGCUGAACCCGUACUGUGCAGUUUACAUGAAGGAGGCCAUUGACACAGGUGAGUCACUGUUUGUGUCGUUAAUGAAAAAAGAUGCACCAAGUUUUUUAAACUCUUAUUGAGUGUUCUGUCCAACUUUGCAAAACCCAGAUUUAAACCAUUUAUUGGUAAUAAACAGAAAAGUAAUAAAUACAAACUGUUUUUGCUUGAUAAGUGAGUAAAUGAUUAAUCAGUUAUUAGAGUUGUUGUUAAUCAACUAACGGGUCAGAGAGGGUUGUUUGACCCAUCGCCAGUCCUCCAAUCUAAGUCUGAGCUUUUACCAUCAGGUGGACGAUGUAGAGUCGUGUUCCUGCGAGUCCAUUUGGGUCUAAAUUUAAAGUAAUAGUUCUUGAGACGGUAAAGCUUGUGUGAUCAUGAAAUAGUGUUCUUAUCUUGCCUUUAACUCUAUUAAUGCUGGGUUUUUUUUGCAAAAUUAUGAUAGUGUGCAAUGCACUGCACGUUAUUUGUGUUUGUGUUUGCAUGUUGAUUGUUGUUAGUUUUUUUUUUUUUUAUUGCUUUUAAGUCCAAAUCAAAUUAACUCCAAGGAAACAGGGAAGCGCAUCGUAUCGUAGCACAUGUUAGACAUCAUCGCGUAUUGCAUCAUAGUAUAUUAGUCACACUGCAUGAAAUUGUAUCAUAUAAUGACUGUUAAAGUAUUACGACCAAUAUCAACAGAGUUCAACAAAAUAUUGAGCAACUUUUUAUCAUUUUUGUGGGUGAAACUGCGUGUGCCGUUAACCCGAUAAUCAAACUAAUAGAGACUAUUUGGACAAGUGUGAUUUGGUAUGGAUCCAAUUUAAGACAUUUCAUAAUUCACUCUUUUAUUAAUCAACAAUUGAAUACAAAUACAAAAAAAGAAGCCAAUAGUGAAAAUGAAUGUUUUUCUAUUGUGAAAAUAAUGUCACAAAGGGUGUGAUACAAUUCUGUCCAGUCCAAGACAAAUUUCCCUCAGGUCACAAUAAAGUAUAUCGUACCAUAUUUUAUCAUACCGUACCGUAUCGUAUCGUAUCGUACCGUAUCGUAUUGUAUUGUACUGUACUGUACCAUAUCAUAUGGUAUCAUAUCAUAUUGCAUUGUGUUGUAUUGUACCAUAUCGUAUCAUAUUGUAUCAUAACUUAUCAUACCCUACCUGUUGUAUUAUAUCUAUUAUAUCUAUUGUAAAUAAUACCAAACCCUUCUGUAUGAUAUCACACUGUGUGGACUUGUAUGGCUUGUAUUUUAUAGCAUCACAUUGCGUCUUAUAGUAUUUUAUUAUACUGUAUCACAUUGCACUAUAUUGCAUUGCGACAUAUCAGACUGUAUUGAGUAAUAUCAUCAUGUCGUAUCGUAUCACUCUCUAUUGCAUUAAAUACCCAGGAGUCAUAUUAGAUGGUGUCAUACUAUAGUAGCUCACACAUACUGCAUGGAAAAGUUGAACUGGUGUUAUAUAGGAAACAUCUGACAAUAAGAAUCCAUGUUUAAAAAACAAUAAUCUUUUUUUUCUGAUGGAUCGAUUUCAUUAUUGUAGAAAUAUGUUCCUAUAAUGUUAAAGUUCAAGUUUAGUCUUUUUGCAAACUAAAUUUCCAGAUGUUCAUAGGGCUGAUUUCUUCACUUUUCAUAAGGGUAAAUGUUUGUUAGUCCUGUUCACUUAAAAAAAUAUAAACUUCUUACGCCUCAGUUUGACAUUUUCCAGCUUUCUUUGAUCAACUAGUGACAGAAAAUAAUGAUUCAACAUUAAUACCAGUUCCCUUUGUUAGCAUCAUGAGGUAUUUUAAAGAGCAAUGACUCGUCUUUAAAAAAAAAAAAAACAACUCCUCUGCCUCCCAGGAAGUGAUGCACUUUGUGUUGAGAAAAGCAACAACAAGUGGGUGUUUGGGAUAAAAAUAGAUGUGUAGACGUGAAGUCUUUAUUUUCUUUAAGUUGUUGAAAAGAAGUGCGAAAUGAUGGCAAUAGAAGAAGUAAACAGGGGUGUUGUAGAUUACUGUUUCUGAAUAUCAGUCAGAGGAUUUUCUUUUUUCACGUUUAGUUUAAAUAACGUCAGUAAUUAUUAUGACACUCUUUGAAGUCUAUACACAAAGACUGAAACUCUGUAAGAGAAUAUGAGGUAUAGGAUGGCAGGCUGCUUAUAGUGGGUUAAAGAUAGCCCAGUGUGUGAGUUGAUUCAUAUGAAAUAAUUCUUUGCUCUUGGAGAUCUAUAUUAGGCUUAUUGGUCAUCAUUCAUUGUCACUACUAAAGGAAACUUUUCCCACGAUAAGAGACUCAGAGCAGAUAUCUUACUUCUGCAUCUGUCUGUCUCUAACUGCAGCGAAAUAUGAGGGCAGGACCGAGCUAAAAACAGAGCGCCACAGAGGAGAAAGAGGAGAGUUUCUGAUGUUUCUUUUCCUCUAAAAACCACAAAACUGGCUCUUCGAGGCUGCACAGAGAGGCUCCUUUAUAUGUUGGUGCGUGUGUGUUUCCUUUACACAAGGCUGACUCACAGGGGACAAGGUCCUUCAGUUUUAUUUCACUUUUAUGUUUCUCAAGCAUGAAAUAGCACCAAGUUAAGAAUGAACACAUGGGAAGCUAGCUAUUGUUCAUUGAUGAAAAACUAAAUUGCCAAGAUUAGUUAAGAUCAGGUUAAAAGUUUAUUUAAACUAAGUCAGAUAAAGAAUAAAAGUUUCAUCUCAGCAUCUGCGGUUGAAAAUGUUUCACUUUUAAGAGGUUUCAGUGUUUGACGCUCAUGCUGCACACUGGCAUCAUGCUGAGUUUUCGUAAUAAAACUGAUGAUAUAAAAACUCUCUCCCAAAAGAGAGACGGUUCCCAUCAGGCUCUGGUUUAUCCUCAAUUAAAAGUGAUGGAAAGCUUCAAUAAACAGCUUCCCCUUUGCAGUCCUCUUCUGAGUUUUAAGCCCCUUUAAGUGUUUUUUUUCUCUUGCUGUUUCAACCAAAAACUGUUUACUGAACUGCAGCAGUCGAGGCCCCACGACAUUUCGCUGUUGUGGUUUUGUUUUUAGAUACAAAAAGCCAUUAAUAUCAUCAGUAUACCAAAAAACAUAGCAGUAAAAAACCACCAGUUUGAUUUAGAAUCAGCCUAUAUUCAGUGGUGCUCUCCUCUAUAGUUCUCACUGUAGAUUCUGUAAGAAAAGGACGUCACCCAUUGGUUUCUUAACAGAGAUUUUGAAGCCCAAAGGUGGAGGUGGAGGUCGUCAUCAAUGUAACUUUUGGUCGACCCAGUCAUAGGCGAAGAGGUGGAGCUGAGGCGAGCCUUACAGGUGUAGCAUGUACUAUAAAGCAGCGUUUAUCAGAAUGGACUUGGUCGUACUAACAUUUAAUACUCAUAAGUAUACUUGAAUGAGUGUAAAAUCUCUUCAAUAUAAAACUUAACAUGAGCCUUUUAUAUUUACAAAAGAGCAGGUUCCUCUCUAGGUCCUAAUAGUGCACCACUGUUUCUACAGUAGCACAGAAUGGACAAACUUGUAUCACACGCAUUUUGUAGAUACUUAGUGGCUGUACAUACUGUACUUAUGAAAACUCACAUUAAUGGAUAUUUUUGGUGGUUAAAACUUUAAAAACGGAGGAUCUUACUCCUUGAAAGGCAGCUACCAUUACACCGCCAGGACCUUUGAGCAAAGGGGCGUUUCAAUCAAGAAUCUGACCUGUAUAUCAUUGAACAUUUCCAUUUCUACAAACUGCAUCUUAAAGCCACUUGGCAGCUGGAGCUCUUGAGGAACAGCAGUUUUUUACUCUGCCACUUUGGCUUCAUUUCUUCAGACUUCCCACUGAGCAUUUUUUGGUCUAAAAGAAAUCUAAUAGACGUCUAGACAACUGGUCUAAAAUAAGGCUACCACAGGUCUAAAAAUGCAAGAUUUCUUCUACGUCUAAAUUUAGACCAGUCUAAAUCUUUAGUCUAAAGAUUUAGUCCAAAUCUAAAUCUGGGCUAUAUCUAUACUACACUGUAUAUUGCUCAACAGCUAUCAGAGUUUUUUUGGCAACUCACAGUUGCUUUUUGAAAUAAAUAGUUAUCAAGUAAUGGAUUAAAGUGCAACAUUUAAAUUACGUCUAAAGUUUCACAGUAUGCGAAACUUUAGAAAAUUCAACCAUGAUAAGAAAAAAUUAAUGCCGCAAUAUCGCAGGACGGGAAAACGUCGCUGAUUUGAACACUUGUAUUGACAUGAUACAGGUUCAAAAAAAUAUAUUGACGUCUAAAAUAAUGCACCCAAACUUGCAAGGUUUGGGUGGAAACAAGCCGAGGUGAUAAAUGACAUCUCAUUAUUUGGUGCAGUUUGGCAGUAUUUGAUCUAGAAAAGCAGAAAAGUUAUAUUUAUACAUACAUGCUGCGUGUGGUUGACUCGACCAAAGCAGUGCGCAGCCUACACAAGCCUGUGGACAUUAACCUGUGUGGACUGUAAGCUGGUGGUGGUGGUGCAGGUAUUGCUAACAGGCCACGCUUCACAAACUAAUGUGACCCCAUUUUAAGCUAUGUUGAAUAAAUUGUGCUCUAUUUAGACUGUUUUUCUGUUUUUUUUACUAUUAUACUGGGUGUUUGGAAUUUAAUUUUAGAUCAAAACAAACAGGAAAUAAGCUGAUUUUGAGCCCCCAAUUGCAAUAAAUGUCAAUGUCUGCAGAGUUUUCUUUAACAGGAGAACAAAAUGUUGAUACCAUAUUGGGUAACUAUUUGUUUUUGCACAAAUAUCAAUCAGCCUGUCUUGAUUUUUGCCCAGACGGUGAAGCAGUUUGUCCAGAAAAAACAACAAACAUGCAGACUGAGUGUUACAGCCAAAGAUAUAAGUCUUUCAGAAUUGGUCGCCAUAUUUUGUCAGUUGUCCUGAACGGUUCAGUCAGUCUAGACCAUGUGGUUUUAUAACAAAAAUGACUCAAAUACUGGUUUACGUUUGAUUCACUGAUGGUAAUUUUCACCAGUGGAUUAAAACACUUGUGGUGCAACAGAGAGGUGUGAGUGAACUCGGUCAGAGGGAACUACAGUGUCUACUCAUGCUAUGUGACUGGAACAGUUAGACUGACUGAUGUGUGUUUAAUAGUUUCUAGACAAAAGUGGAAGUAAAUGGGUGGUAAGGCUUUGGAUUGAUUGAACAGGAACUUUUCUUGGAUUAAUCAUUAAUUAAAGGUGAUUUCUGUCUAAUUCUGCCCUGUAGCUGUGCAUGCUUUCACCAGCUGUCUGAAUUUGCUCAUGUAACUGAAUCUAAGCCAUUUCCUUUUUUUCAAAGCUGCAUGUGUUGAUGGAAAAUCUUGUUUGACAGCUUGUACCUGCAUUCAAACAUCGGCCCAUUCUUGGUUAACUUCCACUUUUUUUUUUAAGCCUAUUCAAACAGAGCAAACCUGCUGAGUCAAGGCUCCAAAUGUUUCUAAUAGACUUUCAUUAGUAAGGGAUUUGGUGCUUUGUUUAGUGUGGAUUUAGUAUUUAGGAUUAGCUCCAUGCUGUGGGGUUGUUUGAAAAUCUUCUUGUAUGAAAGAAAAAUUAAUAACUUUGAGUUUAAGGACUCAAAUUAAAGGUUUCAUUUAACAAGUUUUUCAAACUCAGUCAAAGCGGUAGAGGCGUGAAAGCACACCUGAGUCAAAAUGCCACCUCUGUGUUUUUCAUAGAACUACACAGGAACUGCCUGGGUCCCUGCUGACACAAAAACAUGUCGCCUCUCUCUUUCUGCAUAACGCCACAGUCAGAUUUCUUUGAAAACACAGUCUGUGCAGAUUCUGGAGAAAAACAGACUUAGUAUUUUCCUCUCUGGGUUGCAGUAAGAGCAGCUGCCAUGAGCCGGUGAUGAUGGGAGUAAAAAGCUUAAGGGGUUUUAUUGUUGAAGCAGCAGGAUGGCAUGUGGCUGUUAUGUAAGUAGACAUUUAGGAUGUUAGUACAGAGGGACAUCAGCAGAUGUCAAUUAUGAAGGCCAGGAGAGAGGGUUUAUUUUAUUUUUUAGCCAUGUAAUGCGAUGGAAAUCCCUCACUACUGAGUCAAAUAUCAUACAGGUCUGCCUCACAGGAGCUUAAUGCUCUGCGUAUAAAAUAAAAACACAAGGAACCUGAUCCCAAUAAGUGUUUAAAGUCACAACACUGUAAACAUUUGCACAUAACAUCAGAUGAGCAUAUUUUUAUGUUUAUGGUUGAAGGAUUUAAGCUUCAAAUAACGGCUCAGGGCUGUAACAGAGCAGUUAAUCCUCUGAGGGUGAAACCAUACAACAUGCUUUACAUUCAUCCUGUUUUCUCUAAACUCAGGGCGCUACUUUUCAACAACAGAAAUCCUCACCACCUUCAGGAUAUAUUGAUUAAAAAUUGGUUUAAAGAUUGUGGAUGCAGACUUUUGUUGAGGCUGCUUUUCAUGUAUCCGUCACAAACCACAACAUAUGUGAAUUGAGACUGUGAUUGCAAACUUAUGAAAGUAAGAGUUCCCCUGAGGUAUUAAAAGUAGGCCAAAAAUGCCGAUGAAUGGUUAAACAAAUUUUGACCUUCGGCCCAUGAAAUGCUCCUGGUCGGGCAUGCCUGUCUUAAAGGGUCUGCACUGCACGUUUCGCUGACUCACAGGGUUCAAAUGUGUUUCAGUAACAGUCAAAGUGAAAGUACUUAAAGCAGCUUUGGUUUCAUCUUCUUUUUUUGUCUGUCACUGUGAAAAUUGAAGUAAAACCUUGAAACUUCAGGUCUCUCUUUUUUUUUCUCCUGUUGCUUUUUUGUUUUAUUUUUCAGAAAAAGGUCAGGUGUACAAGCAGAAGAAGCCCACCAUGUAUCCUCCGUGGAGCACCACCUUUGACGCCCAUGUCCACCGCGGCCGCAUCAUGCAUGUGAUGGUGAAAGACCGGACAGCAGAGCUGAAAUCUGAGGUCACGGUGGCUCUGGACUCACUUGCAACACGAUGCAAGAAAGAAAACGGCAAGCUGGAGAUCUGGGUGAGUGUUAAAAGACUAUUGUGUGUCUGUGUGUGUGCGUGUGUUUGUUUUCCUCUCUGUCAUUGUGUUUUGUUUUUGUACCUUCUGGCCAGCUGUUGGACUGUUUGAGCAAAAAUCCAGAUGGGCUGUCUCACUUUAAGGUCAAAAUAUCAAAUGUUUUAAUCCGUAAUCCGCCUUUUAGUCAUAUAAAACAAACAACUUACUGUGUCCAUUUGUGGUGCGAAUGGUGUAAAAAGAACUGACUGGUGGUGUAAGGCUGGAAAAAGCAUCGCUUUUGCAGUCAGCAUCAUUGAUCGCUGCUUUUAUCGAGUUAUGUUUGAGCCACACCUUCUACGAAAUUUUGAGUUUUCCUGGACUUGAAGCUAAAAAGUGUCUCAUUGUUCAGUCGAAGCUGAUUCAAGUCAGAUUUUGUUGAACAAUACAGAAAUUUUAACAUCUUCACAAAAGAUCCAAAAUGACAAGAUAUGAUACCCUACCAUACAGUUAUAUGACAAACUAUAUUGACCUCAUAGGGACUUUUACUCUAAGUUAAUUUAUAAUAAAUGUAGCACAGUAAGGUUGAGUUUAUUGUCCUUUUUCGCCUUGAGCUAAUCUAAUAGCUGAUUUGACUUGAUACAGUUUGAUACAACAAGUUACAAUCUGAUACAACAUGCUAUUCCACAAUACAUAAUGAUACGAUACAAUACGAUGGGAUGCGAUAUGAUAUGAUAUGAUAUGAUAUGAUACAAUAUGAUAUGAUAUGAUAUACGAAAUGAUACGAUACAAUACAAAACAAUAUGAUAUGAUACGAUGCAAAACAACAUGAUACAAAAUGAAAUUAAGCAAUGAUAUAUGAUAUGAUAUGAGAUGAUACAAUACGAUAUGAUACAAUAUGAAUACAAAGUGAUGCGAUGCAAUUUGAUAUGAUAUUAUAGGAUUUGAUAUGAUACCAUACCACACGAAACAAUACAAUAUGAUAUGGUACGAUACAAAACGAUACGAUAUGAAACAAAACAAAGCGAUGGAAUGUGAUAUGAUAUGAGAUGAUACGAUACAAUACAAUACAAUACAAUACGAAACAAAUUGAUGUGAUGCAAUAUAAUAUGAUAUGAUAUGACACAACAUGAUACGAUACGAUAUGAUUUGAUCCGAUACAAUACAAUACGAAACAAUAUGAUAUGAUACGAAAUGAUAUGAAAUAAGGGGAUGUGAUAUGAUAUGAUAUGAUAUGAUAUGAUACGGUGCAAUACACCUUAUUUUGUUCUUUUGGUUUUUAGGCUGUGGAAGCCAUUCCCUGCACUCGCUCAUUUCUCAGUUCUUCCUCUAUUUAUUAGAGGCCCAUGAGAUCACUCUUCCUGCAGACGAGUUUUUAUUUUCCCUGGAAAGAUUUUAGGUGACACCAGAGGCUCAAUGCCCGCAGUCUCUUAAAGUCAACACGAAAUCGAAUAAACAAAUACAGUGAAGCGGUAAAUUAAAUCAAAUAUAUUCUGGCAGGAAGAUUUCCCUCACAGUCUGUUCCUCUGUUUGCGUGUUUGUAUGUGCCUGACAGUCUGUCACAGGAAAGCCAAACAUUAUUACAUCAAACUGUGUUAACAUCAUCGCAUCCACAUAAUUAUCCUUCAGUUUUCUCUGUGAUUUCUCUCUGUUGUUUCUUAUUCAAGACAAACCUAACAGCUCUUAAAUAAACCAAAAGGCUUGUAUACUAUAUUUUUAAGUUGUGUUUUUAUGCUGUUUUAUUCUGCUUUAGGAGUAUUAACACCUGAAUUUGUUUUCUAGCUGGAGUUGAAGCCACAGGGCCGCCUGCUGAUGGAGGCUAGGUACUACCUGGAGAAAAGCGGUGAGUGAAAGAAAGAUUUCUUCUUUAUGGUCUUGGUUGCUUCAAAGAAACAGUCCUAGAGUUUAUAAAAAGAGAUGGUUUUUGAUUUGAGGAUGGGCUGGGGGAUUAAAAGCUGUAAAACACUGCUUAAAUAUAGUGAAUGACAUCAUAAAAUACAAGCCAUCAUCUAAAUUGUCCGUGUAGUCCCCCAAAAGCUGGUAUCACGUCAACCCUCUUGUGUUCACAAAGCCGUAAUCUUCAAAGCAUGAUUACAUUUUCUCUAAAUAAAAAUAGCAUUCCUGCAGAGCGCUCGUUCGAAAGAUGCUCCUUCGCUCUUCCGCUGCUGCUUUCCUGACAUUUACACCACGCCAAGGCCCGAGGAGUCACAGAGGAAGACGACUCACGUUUCUAUAAAUAGAUGCGGCUAAUAGGAAAUUACUGCUCAGAGCAACAGGUGUCACAGAGAGCAGUGCUAAGAGACCGUUUGAACAGGGGAACCCCUUCCUGUGUUUUAUAUAAAAACACACUCAACAGUUAAUACGCUAGUUAUUUAUUGACUCACUUCUUGGAAACAGAAGUUGCCAGAACACCAAACAGAGUCCAGAGCCUAAAAAUAAACUCACAACCUGCUUUUUUUUUACUUUGCUUUCUUAUAUAUGUGGUUUAGGUAACGUAUAAGUACAGCUGUUCCCUCAUGCCUUUUUUCUUUGUGCUAAACUCAGCAAAUCUCAUCCUAACUCUGACUUAACGUGCAGAUUUAAGAUUAUCGAUCUAUAAGUUGCAUAAGCUGCUCAAAUCAAAGUACCGACAAAGAGUGAAAAGUAAGAGUUUGUACUUUAAAUGACGCAACAACAGCUGCUGAGUCAUGAAAUAGGUUUAAGCUGCGCGAGUUGUGUUUGCAUGAUGUAUGUAAACAACGGCAAACAACAAUUUCAAUGAAUAAUAGUAAAAGAGGUUUGAUUUUGUUGUUGUAGCCUUGGUGGAGGUGGUGGUGGUGGGGGUCUUUAAACACGACCAAUUACAUGCAAAAAAGGUUGCUAAAAUGACCUCAACAUGAAAACUCCUUACAGUGCCUUUAAGUAGCUUCAUAAUGAUGCUUUCAUGAUCAUGUUUUCAUGUAGAAAGAGUGAAUUAUGAGUCCUGGUUUUCAUAUAUUCUUUUUUUUUUUAAAAAAGAGAAAAAUCCAGAGAUGAGUUUCGGGUGAUAUCAUCCACCUGUACACCACACUAUGCAAGAACAAAUUUUCAUUGCAUCACGCAGAAAAGCCACAGAGCUGUUGAGAGAUAACUGACAGGAUAUCAAACCUCUAACGAGGAAUCGCACAAGUUUUCAAAGAAAUGGUGAGAUCAUGCAUCCUUCUGCGAUCAUGUUAUCAGUGUAAACCAGCUCUUGCAGACUUCAGCAAAUAAACAUUAUGUUACUCAACAUAACAGUCUCACCAAAGUCCAAAGCUGCUUCUUCUCAUAAUAGGAAUUUUACAAAAAGCAGGAUGAAAAUAAUAAAUUUCUUCAGUCGAGAUGAGACUAAGAUUAGACAGAAGUAACACUUUUAAAACGACAAUAAGGUGAGAAUUAAAACCUGAGUGUGAAAACUGCUUGGCACUCAACAGCGUCCAUGUGAGCUGAGACAAUCACCAAUAUGCUUCCCUUUAUAUAUAUAGAUGUAUUUCAUAAAUGCUGUGUGGUGUGUUUCAGACGCUGCAGGCCAGACAGAAGGUGACCCCGAGUCUGAGCGGGAGAGAGAAGGCCUGUUCGCCCUCCAUCAGCGGCGAGGAGCCAUCAAACAGGCCAAAGUUCAUGUCGUCAAAUGUCAUGAGUUCAGUGCCACGUUUUUCCCUCAACCGACCUUCUGCUCUGUCUGCAAAGAGUUUGUCUGGUAUGCAAAAAAGAGAUAAGACAAGAAAUUAUCAUAUUCUCCAUUAUCUCGAUUAUCUGAGUCAUUUUAACCUGUUUUUACCACCACAGGGGUCUCAACAAGCAAGGCUACCAGUGCAGACGUGAGUGUCAGAUUAUUUCCACUGAUGUGGAUGGAAAAACUUCAACUCAUGACAUGUUUUUUUCCUUUUCCUGUGUGUCUAACUGUGGCAUCAUGUGUGUCUUUCAGAGUGCAACGCAGCUAUUCACAAGAAAUGCAUAGACAAAGUCAUCGCCAAGUGCACGGGUUCAGCCAUUAACAGCAAAGAAACAAUGGUGAGGGUUUUUUUUUUGUUUUGUUUCAGACACUCUUUGCCCCGCAUGAAUCACCUCUCUCUUUUUAAUGUGCAUGUCCCUGUUAGAGCAUGAAUGAAAGGCCUGUAAAGUUGUGGUUUCAAGUGUCAUUACACAGAGGUUUUAUCUCAUUAGCUGCUUUUAUCCUCCUGCCUUUGUUUCACUCUCCGAGCCACGUGUCAGCUGAGUUCACACAUGAGUCUAAAGAGGAUUCAAACCUCACGUAGAAACAGACAGUGGAGAGGACGGACCUGGCUGCCACCGUCUGUUUAGAUGGAGGAAGUGUUUGCGCAAACAUUAAUAAGAUGUGUGAUUUGAUUUAUGUGUCCUGCAGAUCCAUAAGGAGCGCUUCAAGAUCGACAUGCCCCACAGGUUUAAAGUCUACAACUACAAGAGCCCGACUUUCUGUGAGCACUGCGGUACUCUGCUGUGGGGGUUCGCCAGACAGGGGCUGAAAUGUGAGGGUGAGAGGCAGGAGUUUUAUCAUUUCUGUGGUUUGAUGUGAUGUGGUGAUGUUUCCUUCUCUCAUGCAACAAUAAUAAAAGAUGUGGAAACGAAGUCAUUAAAAUUCUGGCAAUACAGCUGAGGCUUUUUAUGAUUUAUGAACUAAGGAUUUAAAGGGAUACUCCGGCGUAAAAUUAAUUUAGGGUCAAACACACCAUAACACCGAGUUAGACACCCCCUCAAGAGAUGAAUGCUGCUGACUGCUUGCUUCUCUAGUUAUACCAACAAGAGAAACAAUACACAGCGGUCUGAGGAGCCAUAAACAAACCUGAACCAAAACGCCACUCUAUAGCUACAAAUAAUGCUCAGAACAGCACCGAACUUCAUCAACAGUACAUAUAAGGUCCCAGCCACAGUACUAGCCACCAAACAUCUUUUUAACUUAGCCUAAGACUAAGAGACUAAACACAACUCACCUACUCUCUUCCAGCAGCUGCUUGUUUGUAGUGAGAACUCAGGCCAGUCCAUUAAGGACUGCUGCGGGGUGACACAGCUCAAGGAAGAACAUUUAUGAUAAUUUCUUUAUCAUUUCCUUGAAGUAAUAAUCACCAUAUUAAUCAUUUUGCACUGCAGACGCAGUAGUUCUUUUGCCUUAGCGUCUCAGUCUGAUUGCAUUUCCAUAAAAUAAUGAUCAUAAAUGUUCUUCAUUGAGCUGCGUCACCCCGCUGUAGUCCGUAAUGGACUGGCCUGAGUUCUCACUACAAACAAGCAGCUGCUGGAAGAGAGUGGGUGAGUUGUGUUUAGUCUCUUUGCCUAAGAAAUUAGGCAAAGUUAAAAAGAUGUUUGGUGGCUAGUGCUAUGGCUGGGACCCUAUAUGUACUGUUGAUGAAGUUAGGUGCUGUUCUGAGCAUUAUUUGUGGCAUUUUGGUUGAGGUUUGUUAAUCGCUCCUCAGACCGCUGUGUAUUGCUAUCGUGCGGUCGUUACUAAAGUUGGUAUAACUAGAGAAGAAAGCGGUUGGCAACAUUCAUCUCUCGAGGGGGUGUCUGACUCGGUGUUAUUGUUUGUUUGACCCCAAAUCAAUUUUAUGCCGCAAUAUCCCUUUAACAAGCUGCCCCAAAAGAAUCCAUGAACUUGUUACUUCUCUCUUUUUUUAAACUAAAUUCCUAUUUUUAGGUUGUUUUAAGGACAUUUUUGCCUUUAUCUGAUAGGACAGCUGAAGUGAGACAGGAAAUGUAGAGAGUAGAGAGUGGGGGAAAGACAUGCAGUAGAUGAUGUGACUGAGUGUUAAACAAGUAACCCCUACAAUGUGGACUGUAGCCCCAGUAAAAAUGGAGUUCUUGAUUAAACCACUUCACUACCAGUCCCCUAAUUUUUUUUUCAACAGUCAGUGAAAUGAUAUGAUACCCCUCCAACAGCUGGCAGAACAACAUUUCCCAUCAGAAAUAGAAACCAAAUAUUUUGCAUGUUUAAGUUGUGGAGCAGAAACACGCAGCAGCUGUUACAGCAGCUGUAAGUCAUCCUGUCCGUGUGAAAUUACAGACAUUUCCAGUGCAAGUGAAUGUGUCUUACACUUUAUUUACCAUGUGCUCUUUCCAAAAGUGUUUUAUUUUUGUUGCUGUUUUGUCCGUGCAGAAUGUGGGAUGAACGUCCAUCACAAAUGUCAGAAGAAAGUAGCGAAUCUCUGCGGGGUGAACCAGAAACUGAUGGCCGAAGCUCUGGCCAUCAUCGAGAGCAAACAGCAGGUCAGACACUCAGACUUUCUGCUCUUUUAAAAAAUAAUUUUCUCCUCUCAGAAAAUCUGCCCUUUAAGUGCCAAAUAAUGUGGGAUGUUGCUGUUAACAGUCCUCCCUUUUCUCUCCAGGCCAGAAGCACCAAAGAAACAGACAUCAUCGGCCGUGAAGGUCCGGUAAGCGUAGGACAGCCAGGCGUAGUUCGAGCUCCAUCUGGGUUAGUAACAAGUGUACCAGCCACCUCCACGCCUGCAAACAAAGGUACAUUGUGUCUUAAUAUUUCACUCCCUCAGUUGAUCACUCCAUCCUUUGUAGUCUUCUAAAUGUCAUGUAUUCGCCUCUUGUCCUGCAGAGGUUCAGGGUGUUUCUUGGGAUGGACCAGGAGAUGUCAGCAGGUCGAUCACCGAGGAGGAGGUGGUGGAUGAAGAGCCUCUGUACGCUGUGCCGAGGAAGGACCACAAAUUCAGCGUUGAUGACUUUGCGUUGCAUAAGAUGCUCGGGAAAGGCAGCUUUGGGAAGGUACAGCAGAUGAUCUGGUUCAAAGACACAAAAAUAAGCACUCAACUCUGCAAACUCAUGAACACGUUUUUCAAGGUCUUAGCGUCACAGCCGUGGCUGUCAUUUUCUUUGUUGCUGUUUUUUUCACUUUUAAAAGAUUAAAUUUCUGUGUUAUUUGUGAUCCUUCGGUUGUUCUUAUUCAGCUGAGUGAAUUGGGUCUUUGUUUGUGCAGCCAGUUUUCCAAAUAAAAACCACUGACUUCUUUUUUGCUGUGAUGUAGGUGGAGGGUUUUACAUCACCAAGCAAAGGGGGCGUAAGAAAUGAGUGGACAACAGAAAGGAAAGCAUGAGGCCUUGAAGCCAUUUCAGUUUCCAUCUCACUGUGUUUUCCAGGUGUUUCUAGCAGAGCUGAAAAAAAGCGGGCAGUUUUACGCAGUGAAGGCGCUCAAAAAGGACGUGGUGCUGAUGGACGAUGACGUGGAGUGCACCAUGGUGGAGAGGAGGGUCCUCUCUUUAGCCUGGGAGAACCCUUUCCUCACACACCUUUACUGCACCUUCCAGACCAAAGUAAGAGCCGUGCACUUCUAAAACAGAGAACUGAAUAUGUGGGUACCAGCUCUCUUCACCUGACGACUAAACUCUUUUACUUUUGUUCACAGGAGAACUUGUUCUUCGUAAUGGAGUAUCUGAACGGCGGGGAUCUCAUGUUCCACAUCCAAAACUGCCACAAGUUCGACCUGCACAGAACAACGUAUGUACCCCAAAAAUGGAAAGUGUCCAGCUUGUGUCCCGCCAGACCAAACAGCAAAUUUUAGGGCUGAAAACUUGAGCCAAGGUGCAAGUGGAGAAAACUGUAGUUUAAGGAAUGGCCACUUGGGGCUGGCUGCAAAAGAGAGUCAACUCUGACUCUGAUAGAAAUUGACGAUAAAACCACAGUGACUGAGGAGUUUUGUAGCUGGCCGUGAAACAGACUAUCCACUGAGCAAGCAACGUCCAUGGGUGUCCAAAAGAAGUAGAUAGAAGUAGAUAUCAUUUAGUUGAAACAUGACAUGAAGUGAUGUUGUUCAGCCUGGUCCAAUUCUGGACGUCUACUGACAACCCGAACUGGUCAAGCAUAGACGUCAAGACAGACCACAAUCUGAACGUCUAAGUGACUGCAGCAUUAGUCGAUUAAUGACAUUGAGACAAGAGGUUUGGUCUGGCCCAACUCUGGAUGUUAUUAGACAACCAGAACUAGUCAAAGAUAGACAUUAACACGUGCCACAAUCUUAACGUCUAUAUAAGGUUUGUAUUUAGUUCAAACAUAAUGUUGUUCAGCCUGGCCAAAUUCUGGACAUCUUCAGAUAGCCAGAACUAGUUGAGGAUAGCUGUUGAGACAGUACAUAUUAUGAACGUCUAUAUAACGUCGUUUCUAUGCCUAAAGCACACCAAAAAUACCAUCCAGGAAACACGUACAGAAAACUUUCAUUCUGGCCCCUCUGAAGUCUUCCAUUAUUGGUACAGAGAUGACGUCGCUGCGACAUCCAGGAAAGACGUUUUGUUCUGGUCCCUCUGAAAAUGUCUGAUGGAGGUUCAGUGAUGACGUCAUAACAAUGUACAGAAAAGACGUAUUAAAAACUUUUAUUCUGGCCCCUCUGAAACCGUCUUCUGAAGGUUCGGAUAAGAUGUCUUUUUAACGUUUUCGGAACCACUUUUUGCGCUGUGGGUAGAAGCCAUUAGCUGCUUUUAAUAGUUUAACUUCGUGUCCACAGAGUCUGUUCAGCAUGUUAAACACUUUUUAUGCCUCUGCACUUUCUGUAGUUUUUUGAUGCCAUCACUUAUAUAGAAAAUAUAUGACUCAGGGAAAGGGAGUGGCUCAGCAGUUCAAGCGUCUGUCCCAUCAACAAAGACUCUGGUUUUUAAUGCAGCAGGUGCUGGUUCAACUGGCCACCACCCUUUGCUGCAUGUGGUUUUAUUAAGCCUAAUAAUUAUACACAGGUGACAUCAUUUGAUAUGAGUUGGCUAACAGGAAGAGCGUUGUAGAUGUGUGCUAGGAGGUUAGAGGUACAUCUAACUCAUUGCCUGUUUCAGCAUUAAAAAUGUGGAGUGAGUCAGUGUUUCCUUAAAGAUAGCCGACAUGGUUGAGCCUUUUCAGGAACCAAUGGGUGAUGUCACGGAAACUUGAGUUUUUGUGAAUCAGAAAAAGUCCAGACAAAGAAAAGUUGAAAGACAACACACCCCAUCCUUAUCCUGUUCUUCUUCUUUUUUUUUGUGUCUUUUUGCAGCUUCUAUGCCGCUGAGAUCAUAUGUGGGCUCCAGUUCCUGCACUCUAAAGGAGUCAUAUACAGGUAGAGUCAAAGUCUGAAGCAGAAACAGAAGUGAAACUGUGGAUGAGUAAUACACAAGGGGCCAAACUGAGAGCGGCCUCCUGUAUAUAUUUAUAUUGAUGAAGUUUUUUUAUAUCCUCCUCUUCCUCUGCAGAGAUCUAAAGCUGGAUAACGUUCUGCUGGACUCUGAGGGUCAUAUAAAGAUAGCAGACUUUGGCAUGUGCAAAGAGAACAUGCAGGACGAGUCUCGGACCUCCACCUUCUGUGGGACGCCUGACUACAUCGCUCCUGAGGUGAGCACACAAGAUGGCACAGAUGUUUGUCCAAAGACAGCAGAGGCAUGUUUUGAAAAGCAGCUCAGAGAUCCGGUUGGCUGAUGUGUGUUACUGUGAUUUAGAUCCUCCUGGGUCAGAAGUACAACAGCUCAGUGGACUGGUGGUCGUUCGGGGUGCUGCUGUACGAGAUGCUGAUCGGUCAGUCUCCUUUCCACGGCCGAGAUGAAGAGGAGCUGUUCCAGUCGAUACGGACUGACAACCCAGUUUAUCCCCGCUGGCUCACCAAAGAUGCCAAAGACAUCCUGGUCAAGGUCAGACCCGGUGGUCUGUUUGUUUUACGGCUAUUUCUGGGAGUAUAAGGUUAUUUUUGAAACAUUAAAUUUUGCUGCAACUUGGCAGGACGUGAUAACAGACAACUCGCUUGCCUUCAGCCAAUGUUGGUGCGAAUUCCCUCACUGGGAAAAGAAAGCAAACAAAUAUUUGCAUCCAAAAAUGGCUGUGGUGUAUUUUAAAAAGUCUAUAACCACAAAAAGACUUAAUCUGUUUCACCGCAGCCACAGUUUCCAUCAUUUCUCCACUAUUGCUGCAUUAAAAAAUUACAUUUUGCCAACAUCAUUUUGAAUAUGGAACAAACUCCACAUCUGAAAUUGCAAAUGAUUACUAUGAUUCUAUCGAUAUGUACACAGCACAGUCAGUUUGCAUGAGGUUAAUUCACUAUUUGUGUGUUUUUGUGCUGCAGCUGUUUGUGAGAGAACCUGAGGAGCGUCUGGGAAUGAAAGGUAACAUCAGAGAGCACAGUUUCUUCAGCAGCACCGACUGGAACGCUCUGGAACUACGGCAGGUGACGCCGCCCUUCAAGCCAACUUUGGUACGUAUAUUCACACAUUUGUAUAAAGUUAAAGGGAUAUUCCGGCAUAAAAUUAAUUUAAGGUUAAACACACCGGAACACAGAGUUAGACAUCAUAACAAUACACAGCAGUCUUUGGAGCCAUCAACAAACCUCAACCUAAACGCCACUCUAAAGCCACAAAUAAUGCUCAGAACAGCAUCUAACUUCAGCAACAGUACAUAUAGGGUCCAAGCCACAGCACUAGCCACCAAAUAUCUUUUUAGCUUCGCCUGAUUUCUUUAGCAAAGAGACUAAACAUAACUCACCUACUCUCCUCCAGCAGCUGCUUGUUUGUAGCGAGAUUGUUGGCCAGUCCAUCACAGACUGCUGCGGGGUGACGCAGCUCAAGGAAGAACAUUUAUGAUCAUUUUUUCAUGGAAAUGCAAUCAGACUGAGAAGCUAAGGCAGAAGAACUACUGCGUCUGCAGUACAAAAUGAUUAAAAUGAUGAUUAUUACUUAAAGGAAAUGAUAAAAUAAUGUGUAUUGCUGAGUGGCGUUUUAGUUGAGGUUUAUUUAUGGCUACUCAGACCGCUGUGUAUUGCUAUCGUGUGGUCGUUACUAAAGCUGGUAAAACUAGAGAAGCAAGCAGUCGGCAACAUUCAUCUCCUGAGGGGGGUGUCUAACUCUGUGUUAAGGAGUGUUUGACCCUAAAUUAAUUUUACGCCAGAAUAUCCCUUUAAGAUUCAAGAUUUCCGGAGGACACUCUAUACUUUAUUCCUACAUAAUGGUCUUCUUCAGGCUCAAAAAUGUGCAGUUUUUUAUACAGAUGUGUAGCUCUUAAAAAGAUGGACUCACUGCUGGUGACCAGUUGAUCCAGACUAGCACCUCCCCCAUAAGCUGGUGCUUCGUUUUGAAUGAAGAGCUCUUUCCACUAAAUUCAGCACUACACAAUGUUCAUGUACACCAGUGUUUCUCUUAAAUACAGGAGUAUAAACUUGAGGGGAAAAAGCACUAUAAAGUUGAUGCCACUAGACUUCACCAUCUUCUUAAAUCCACCAUGUACUGGCCAUUGAAUUGGUAGCGUGCAUCAUGGAGCACCAUCUUCUGGUUGAAGUAUUGAAACACAUUGGAAAAAAUGCAACUUCUAUUGUAUAGGUUGCAACCCUUUUUUUGGUGACAGAGUAUUAAAUGUUUGUCUUCUACAUGAGGUUUUACUGUAAUGAAAUCAGGGCUCAAAGACAGCAAGACAUCACUGAUGAUUUUGGUGCUUUUAUAUAUUUUCCUGGGUGCACAACUUCUCAAAACUAUAAUUGUCAAAAUAACGACAAUGGAGAGGAAAAAUUCUAAACUACAUAUCUUCCUUUUCACCCUCACAGUCUUCACCCAGUGACUGCAGCAACUUCGACAAAGAGUUCAUCAAUGAGAAGCCUCGACUGUCCUGUGCCGACCGGACACUCAUCAACAGCGUGGACCAGACAAUGUUCAGAAACUUUUCCUUUGUCAACCCGGGGAUGAAUCGCAUCGCAGCCCACUGAACAACAGACCGACAACCUACUACCUACAAAUGAGUCAUAGCCAGCACUUCAUACCUGAAACUGGAACAAACUGCAGAAACUCUAGCCUGUGAAUGCAAAAAAACUCAACAGUGUUAUUAAUGAAAACCACCAAGAGGUUGUUGUCUAUAAAUCACACACAGGGUCUCUUUUUAUCUUUUUCAAACUAGAUCAUUUGGCUAAGACAUAGUAAAAUGGAAUAUUCUAAGAUCUACGAUAAAAGUUACACUCCACACAAGACUUUUAUACAACUUUCCAUAAACUUUAAAAUGUGUAUUAAAUCUUUACCCCAGUUAAAGUCAUAACUCUGUUACAAAUAUUCAAAUUCAUUGUAGAUUAAAAGCAUAUCAUGAAUCACUCUAGAGUUUAAAAAUCCAACACUCUCAUCUUUGUGCUUAUAGGGGUGUGUUUCUCAGUAGAAAAUAUGUUGUAAAUAAUUUAGGUGCCUCAUAAUAGUUUCUAUGAUGUUAACACAAUGCAAGCUUGUAAAUUUGACCUUAAGCUAUGGCUGUGCAAUUGUUUUAUUCCCCUCCUUUCCAUGGCUCCUCAUAGGUUGUAAAAAUGAUUUUUAAAAUAGCUUUUAUUGUGUAAAUAGGUGUAACUCAGUUGUGUUGAUAUUCUACUCUGGAUGUACUGUAGAUCUGUUAAUGUGAGGCAGAAAUUCAUGACAGGGUUUUUGUUUACGUGUGUUAUCGUACCUCAGGAGUUUUAUUGAUGCUGUAAUUUGUAUCCGGUACUGAAAAUCCCUGCGUACUGUAGACUUGAUUGUUCUCAUUAUUGUGAAUUCUGCACAAUAAAACGUGUUUUUUUUGUACA
Xyrichtys novacula (pearly razorfish) is the source of this 28780-nucleotide messenger RNA. NCBI's taxonomy places the organism in Eukaryota, Metazoa, Chordata, Actinopteri, Labriformes, Labridae. The record is from the annotation of a GenBank genome assembly.